AUGCAUCUAAAUAGCCAGCAGAAUAGAUACUUCUUUGGGAGUACACUGCUUCUGGUAUUGGUGAAUCAUAGCUUUGCAUAUUAUCCAAAUAUCUCUGAAUUGGAAUAUAACAAAAAUUACACUUUCUAUAUAAACAACAGUAUAGAGUACAUUUUGGGAUUUACAGACAAUAUAAUUAAUAGGCCCACUAAUGUGCCACCAAGAAUAUGGAUCAAGAGUAAUGCAACCACAUCUGCUCCCUUGAUGAUAAAUGCACGUCAAACAAAGGAAAUGUUGUCUUGGCAAUUGCCUUUAGAAGUGGAAAAAGCUUCAGGGGAAACAUUAUAUAACUAUACAUCUAGAACAUUAUGUCAUGAUAUACUGAAGCAUUAUAAACUAUCAGGUAGGAUGGAAAUAAAACAUGAUAGCCCUAUAGUAUCUGUAGCAACUGCCUCAAACGAAAUGAUUGAAUUUACAAUAAAUGUUCAUUCCCAAAAAAAUUUCUACAUUGAGCACUCCAAGGAAUAUAAUUUCACCGUUUCUCCUAGUGAGCCGAGAUACUUUUUUUAUAACUUUUCGACUAAUGUUUCCCAACUCGUGACUACAGAUUCAAACUAUGAAACUGUUAUUCUAGAAGUGACUUCUGAUGAUGAUAUUUGUAUGACAAUAAGCAUACAGAAUAUUAGUUGUCCUGUAUUCGAUACCAAUCAAGAUGUUACAUUUCGAGGAUAUUAUGAAACUGUGAAUAAAAAAGGGGGAAUAACGAUUUCUAAACACAAUUUCCCACAUGGAUUUUACGUGGUUUUUGUUGCCAAACCUGAUGACUACCAAUGUAAUCGAGUAGAAGGAGUUCCAGCUUCAUCUUCGAAUCCAAACCGAAUUAAACACUUAACUCUUGUUAUAAAACCUAGUAUUACUUACACAGAUUACGUCACAGCUGUAAUUCUAACGCUAUGUUGCAUAGGUGGAUUUUAUGUUGUUUUUGGCUUAUCAUAUUUCAUUUGUGCUGUUCGUGGCACAGUUCCGAGGCAAAUGGCGUAUGUAGCAGAUAAUAUCAACUACACACCGAAUUCGAGGGUUGUUAAAAUGGAGGCUAGACGAAAAGACAAAACAGGCACAGGUAACGCCGCCCUGGCGGACACCAUCUCCGUGGACGAAGCGGACUACGACAUCGUGCACGAAGUGGACACCGACAGGGACCUUCGGCUCGGCCGCGGCCAGCCGUGCCUCAUGGACUUGGCCAGGAAGCACCCUAGCGUGCUCAAGAAGAAGUCGUACCUGUAUCUGUACAACGUGAUGACGGUGGCGCUGUUCUACGGACUGCCUGUCGUCCAGCUGGUCAUCACUUAUCAGAGGGUUCUGAAUGAAACAGGAGAACAAGACUUGUGUUACUACAACUUCCUAUGUGCUCAUCCAUUGGGCUUCCUAAGUGACUUCAAUCAUUUGUUUUCCAAUAUUGGUUAUAUUUUGUUAGGUGUGCUGUUCCUUAUUAUCACCUAUAUUAGGGGGCUAACCCAUAGGGACGUCGAUUUUGAUAGACAAUUUGGUAUACCUCAGCAUUAUGGAUUGUUUUAUGCCAUGGGAGUAUCCCUUAUUAUGGAGGGAGUUUUGAGUGGAAGCUACCAUAUCUGUCCUAAUCAACUAAACUUCCAAUUUGAUUCCAGUUUCAUGUAUGUGAUGGCAGUGUUAUGUAUGGUUAAAUUAUACCAAAACAGACAUCCCGAUAUAAAUGCAAAUGCAUAUACAACAUUUGGUGUCCUUGCUGUGGCCGUUCUGUUAGGUAUGAUUGGUAUUUUAGAAGGGACCACUUAUUUCUGGAUAUUCUUCGUUAUUUUAUACAUAAUGAUGUGUUUCUACCUUAGUAUUAAGAUAUACUAUAUGGGUUGUUGGAGAAUGAGAGAUGUUUCUCUUCAAAGAUUCAAACAAGUAUGGAUACAUGAUUUCCGGGCUGGUCCACUAAAUGUUUUGAGACCUUGCCAUAAAGCACGAUUUAUCCUUUUGUCCUUGGGUAACAUAUGCAACUGGACACUUGCAGCCUUUGCAUUAUAUUAUCAUCCAAAGAAUUUUGCUGUUUUCCUAUUAGCAAUAUUCAUGGCCAACACGCUGCUUUAUUUCUUCUUCUAUAUUAUUAUGAAACAUUUUAAUGGAGAGCGAGUUAGAAUAGCGACAUGGAUCUACUUGUUCUUCUCGACUAUAUGUGCUAUUUCAGCCAUGUACUUCUUUUUACACAAAGCCAUUUCUUGGUCGAAAACUGCUGCUCAGUCAAGGCAGUAUAACAUGGAGUGUAAGCUGUUGCGGUUUUACGAUUUUCAUGACAUUUGGCACUUCUUGAGUGCCAUCGGUAUGUUUUUCACUUUUAUGGUGUUACUGACAAUGGACGAUGAUGUUUCGCACACCCACCACUCACAGAUUUCGGUAUUUUGA
Messenger RNA from Phaedon cochleariae (mustard beetle), 2403 nucleotides. Lineage: Eukaryota; Metazoa; Arthropoda; Insecta; Coleoptera; Chrysomelidae. The record is from the annotation of a GenBank genome assembly.